Molecule: messenger RNA, 579 nt
Organism: Zymoseptoria tritici IPO323
Lineage: Eukaryota; Fungi; Ascomycota; Dothideomycetes; Mycosphaerellales; Mycosphaerellaceae
Exons: 2
Coding region: 36-503 (155 amino acids)
Source: RefSeq, a predicted model, not a curated record
AGCAACAUCACCCACACCCUCUCAGACCAAUCCCCAUGGCCACCAAACGCAUCAUAAAAGAACUCGACGCCCACCGCCGCGACCCCUCCCCCGCCCUCUCCCUCCUCGAACCCACCAGCGACGACGACCUCUACAAUCUAACCGCCGAACUCAUCGGUCCAGAAGGGACAGCAUACGAAGGCGGCGUCUGGACCCUCUCCCUCUCCCUCCCCACAAGUUACCCCAACAGCCCACCAACCAUAACCUUCCGCACACCCUGCUGCCACCCGAACGUGUCUUUCAAAACCGGAGAAAUCUGCCUGGACUUGUUGAAGAGUGCGUGGACGCCGGCGUAUGGGAUUGUGAAGACGUUGGAAGCGGUGCAGCAGUUGAUGUCCGCGGGUGGAGAGCCGGAUAGUCCGUUGAAUUUGGAUGUUGCGAAGUUGAUGAGGGGUGGGGAUGUGUUGGGUGCGCAGGCGUUGGUGAGGUUUUAUACGGGGCGGUUUGCUGUGGGGAGAAGAUGAUGGGGAUGAGGAGAGAGAGGCGCGGAUGGUCGUUCCUAAGAAGCUGCUUAAAACAGUCAGGCGAGAAUGAUAUGGC